This is a messenger RNA of Neoarius graeffei (lesser salmon catfish), 5343 nucleotides long. Its product is annotated as zinc finger protein 239-like. The record is from RefSeq and is a predicted model, not a curated record. Lineage: Eukaryota; Metazoa; Chordata; Actinopteri; Siluriformes; Ariidae. Gene Ontology annotation, molecular function: RNA polymerase II cis-regulatory region sequence-specific DNA binding; DNA-binding transcription factor activity. The coding region runs from base 737 to 1909 and encodes 390 amino acids. Gene Ontology annotation, biological process: regulation of transcription by RNA polymerase II. The transcript is spliced from 5 exons.
AAAGAGCCAAAUGAGCCAGUCUUUUGAACGGCUCUUUUCAAAGAACGGAUCACAAAGAUGCGGAUCCCAUCAAAGAGCCAUAAAUCCCAUCUCUAAUCUGCGCUCCGAUAUCGCACGGGUCAUCCAGGUACGCUGGCAUUGUCUCUAGAGGAAAUGUCGGUGGAGAGGUGGUGUUUAAAAAGGGUGUGGUUAAUCGGAAACCUCAGGUUAACCAAGAACAUAACCUGAGACGAGCAGGUUUGAGAUGCAGCGUAAGUUGCCAUGGCAGCAUACCUCGGUUUGAACAUAGCCAACUUUCGUAGUAUGGGUUAAUCGGGAAGUUACGCUGCACGUGAUCAAGUUACUCUCGAAGUUACCCUAAUAAGCCAGAAAACCCGCUUCGUAGUACAGGGCCCGGGAGUGUUCUGAUGCCAUAAACAACAACUGAAGUGAGCAACAGAGACAGACAACAACAGACAGACAGAGGAGGGGAGAGCAACAACAGAGACAGACAAAGAAGGAGAGCAACAGAGACAGGCAAUGGAAGAGAGAAACAACAGAUAGACAAUAAAGGAGAGCAACAGAGACAGACAAUGAAAGAGAGCAACAACAGACAACUGAGACCAGAUGGUGGCGGUAAAGCGCCUAAGAACUGCUGCUCCAACUGCCAGAAAACAUUGGAGAAGAAAAACCGUUGCAUGUUUCUUGCUGGAACAUCUUAAGAUAACAGCGCCAGUCAUCAUUACGAGCUGUUAUAAUGAGUUCAGCAGGAGACAGACAGUGCUCCUCCAGGACCUCUCAGGCUCCUGAUCCCUCACAGCUGUAUGAAGACGUGAAAAUCGAGAUUUCAGAUGGAGGGACAUCCGAAGUGUCAGGAGUCUGUGUGAAGAAAGAAGAGACACUGGAAUUGAACAUCUACAACCAUGGAAACAACUUUGAGAACCCACCUGAAGUUCUCUCAAUUAAAGAGGAAGAUCCUGACAAUAAAGACUACCUCUACACAAACAUCCAGAGAUGCCAGGAUGAAGAGUAUUUGAAACGAUGCAAAUCGGGAGAUAAUAAACAUGAUCUUCACCUACCCUCCAAAGGCUCCAGUAAAAAGCCAACAUUAUCUGAUACUCUCAUUUCUGACAAUUCUAACAAUGAUGACCAAAAGGAAAUUCACCAUUGCUCAGAACGUGGAACAAAUUUUGGUCAUCAGAGUGCUCUCCAAAAACAUGAACAAGUUAACAUAAGAGAAAAACCAUAUCACUGCUCACAGUGUGGAAUGAGUUUUACUCAUCAGAGUGCUCUCCUACCACACCAGCGCAUUCACACAGGAGCGAAGCCGUAUCAGUGCUCACAGUGUGGAAAGAGUUUUAUUCAUCAGCGUAAUCUACAACUACACCAGCGCAUUCACACAGGAGAGAAGCCGUAUCAGUGUUCACAGUGUGGAAAGAGUUUUACUCAAAAGAGUCAUCUGCAAGAACACCAGCGCAUUCACACAGGGGAAAAACCACAUCACUGCUCACAGUGUGGAAUGAGUUUUACUCAUCAGAGUGCUCUCCGACGACACCAGCGCAUUCACACAGGAGCGAAGCCGUAUCAGUGCUCACAGUGUGGAAAGAGUUUUAUUCAAAAGAGUCAUCUGCAAGAACACCAGCGCAUUCACACAGGGGAAAAACCACAUCACUGCUCACAGUGUGGAAUGAGUUUUACUCAUCAGAGUGCUCUCCUACGACACCAGCGCAUUCACACAAGAGUGAAGCCGUAUCAGUGCUCACAGUGUGGAAAGAGUUUUAUUCAUCAGCGUAAUCUACAACUACACCAGCGCAUUCACACAGGAGAGAAGCCGUAUCAUUGCUCACAGUGUGGGAAGAGUUUCAUUCAAAUGGGUCAUCUCCAACAGCACAAACGGAUUCACACAGGAGAGAAGUCGUAUCGUUGCUGACAGUGUGGAAAGCUUUUCACUCAAAAGAGUCAUUUCCAAUAACACCAGCACAUUCACACGGGAGAAGCCUCAUCACUGUUCACAGUGUGGAACAGGUUUUACUCAUCAGAGUGCUCUCCUACGACACCAGCGCAUUCACAUUGGAGCAAAGCCAUAUCAGUGCUCACGGUGUGGAAAGAGUUUUACUCAAGAGUCAUCUUCAACAACACCAGCACAUUCACACAGGAGAGAAGCUUUAUCACUGCUCACAGUGUGGAAAGAGUGUUAUUCAUCAGGGUUUUCUACAGCUGCACCAGUGCAUUCACAAAGGAGAGAAGCCUUAUCGCUGCUCAGUGUGGAAAGAGUUUUACUCAAAAGUGCCAUCUCCAAGAACACUAGCGCAUUCACACAGGAGAGAAGCCUCAUUACUGCUCACAGUGUGGAAAGAGUUUUACUCCAAAUAGUGCUCUUCAGUCACACCAGCGGAUUCACACAGGAGAGAAGCCAUAUCAUUGCUCACAGUGUGGAAAGAAUGUUGCUCAUCACCGUGGUUGCCAACAGCACCAGCACAUUCACACAGGAGUGAAACCUUAUCCUUGCUCACAGUGUGGAAAGAACGUUGCUCAUCACCGUGCUUGCCAACAGCACCAGCACAUUCACACAGGAGCGAAGCCUUAUCCUUGCUCAGUGUGGAAAGUGUUUUAUUCAGCAGAGUCAUCUCCAACAACACCAGCGAAUUCGCACAGGGUAGAAGCCUCAUCACACAUGACAGUAUGGACAGUGUUUUACUCAUGAGGGUAAUCUACACGUUUACCUGUGCAUUUGCACCAGAGAAGAGCAGCAUCACUGCGCACAGUGUGGAAACAUGUUUAUUCAUUCAUUUACAUUUAAGACACCAAAGUGCAUGAACCCAGAGAUAUUGCAUGAUGUCUAGUUGUCAAAUUAUAUUUGUUUAUUACUGUUUUUCCUGGAAUUAAUCUAUAUUUUGAAAGACAUAUUUCAUUUUUUUAUAUGUAUCUUUUCUUUUUGUGGAAGGCAGUAUAUGUAAAUUUAGAGUAAUGUUCAAAAUUAGAUUAUGGAUUUGUUUUUGUUUUUUUGGCUGAACUUGAGUAGUCAUGAUACAAACCAUCACCACACAAGUCAGGCAUUAACUGCAAUACUAAUAUCAGUGUAAGCCAGCAGCAUUACACUCGAACACAACCGGUAUACUACUGGAAAGUUUAUUUGCCAGUAAACUCGAGUCACAUGUAAAUAGAGUGGAAACAAAGGCAGGCUUUUAGUUCAUUGAGUCUUUUUGCCCAUCAUCUGCUAAUAUAUUAUUUUCUAUGGUAUUUUUCCAUGGUUAUUUUACAAGAUUUAGUCAGUAACAUCAAAAUAGUUGACUGUGAUUUCAGUAAGGGUGUUUGUUCACUCAAUGCGUAAGUGUUUGUACUUUCCUCACAAUGUACACGUAUCUGUUCCUUAGGUCAUGAUGAUUUUGUCCAUGCUCCUGGUUUGCGUUAUCUAAGCCUCGGGUAAUAUCAGUCUCAUCUAGAGUGUGUCCUUUGCAUGUACACAUCAACAUAAGAUCAGUACAUACAGCAUCUUGCAAAAGUAUUCAUUGCCCUUGGUGUUUGUCCUGUUUUGUCACAUUACAAGCUGGAAUUAAAAUGGAUUUUUAGGGGAAUAAACAUCAGCUGAUUAAAAAGGCGCGUCACACACCAACAUCCGGGUGACCCUCUGAUGAAGACGGAAGUUACACUGUCGAAACAUGUCAGGUAAAGGUAAAAAGCUUUUACAUGUCUGAAACAAAAGAAAACUAAUUAUUUUGAUUUAAGAAGAAGACAUAAUGAACGUAAUAUAUUUAUUAUGGAUUUUUAGGGGGUUAGCAACAUUUGAGUUACACAACAUGCCUACCACAUUAAAUGUGCAAAUUCUCUCUUUUUUUAUUGUAACACAAACAAUAAUUAAGAUGAAAAAAAAAAACCAGAAAUCUGGACUGGGCAUAGGUAUACACACCUUUCGUACGAAACCCCUAAAUAAGAGCUGGUCCAAUCAAUUAACUUCAUAAAUCAUAUAAUUAGUUGAGUAAGAUCCACCUGUGUGCAAAGUGUCACAUGACCUCUGUAUAAAUCAACUUGUUCUGGAAGGACCCCAACUCUGUAACACUACUAAGCAAGCAACAUGAAAACCAAGGAGUACUCCAAACAGGUCAGAGACAAAGUUGUGGAGAAGUAUAGAUCAAGGUUAAGUUACUUAAAAAAAAUCCCAAACUUUGAAUAUCCCACGGAGCACAAUUAAAUCCAUGAUAGCAAAAUGGAAAGAAUAUGGCACCACUACAAACCUGAUAAGAGAAGGCCACCCAACAAAACUCACAAAGAGGGCAUUAAUCAGAGAUGCAACAAAGAUAACACUGAAGGAGCUGCAAAGAUCCACAGCGGAGCUAGGAGUAUCUGUCCAUAGGACCACUUUAAGCUGUACACUCCACAGAGUGGGAGUUUAUGGAGGAGUGGCCAGAAAAGUCAUUACUUUAAGAAAACGUGUUUGGAGUUUACCCGACAGUAUUUGACGGACUCCCCAAACACAUGGAAGAAGAUUCUUUGGUCAGAUGAGACUAAAAUUGAACUUUUUGGCCAUCAUGGGAAACGCCAUAUUUGGCACAAACCCAACACUUCCCAUCACCUGAGAACACUGCUCCUCCAGUGAAGCAUGGUGGUGGCAGCAUCAUGCUGUGGGGAUCUUUUUCAUCUGCAGGGACAGUAAUGCUGGUCAGGAUUGAAGGAAAGAUAUAUGGCACUAAAUACAGGGCAAUUCUGGAGGAAAACCUGUUUGAGUCGACCAGAGGUUUGAGACUGAGACUAAGAUUCAAAUUCCAGCAUGACUGACCCUAAGCAUACUGCUGAAGCUACAUUGGUUUAAAGGGAUACGUUCAAAUAUCUUGGAAUGGCCUAAUCAAAGCCCAAACCUCAAUCCAAUUGAGAGUAUGUGGCAUAACAUGAAGAUUGCUGUACACCAAUGCAACCCAUCUAACUUGAAGGCGAUGGAGCAGUUUUGCCUUGAGGAAUGGGCAAAAAUACAAGUGGCUAGAUGUGCUAAGCUAAUAGAGACAUACCCAAAGAGACUUGUAGCUGUAAUUGCAGCAAAAGCUGGCUCUACAAAGUAUUCACUUUGGGGGGGUGAAUACCUUUUGCACAUGCCAGGUUUCUGUUUUUUCAUCUUAAUUAUUGUUUGUGUCGCAAUAAAAAAAAACACUUUGUACCUUUUAAAGUGGUAGGCAUGUUGUGUAAAUUAAAUUGUGCUAACCCUCCAAAAAUGCAUUUUAAUUCCAGCUUGCAAUGCGGUAAAACAGGACAAACACCAACAGGGAUGAAUAUUUUUGCAAGUCACCGUAAACUGGCUGUGUCCAACUUUUGUUUAGCCCAAGACAGUUGCCCAGCUUGUCUUUGUGUGCACAAUAAACCGUCUCUUUUGUUCUA